AUGACACAAGUAGUGUUUCGAGUUCCGCUCUCGCCUCAAGAACAGGAGGUUUUUGGAAAAGAAUUCAAAAAACUAGAUCCUGAAGAUCUUGGAAUUGUGACGGGCGAGGCCGUGAAACCGUUGUUUAGCCAAUCAGGACUUAGUGCACAAGUGCUGUCGCAAAUUUGGGCUCUUUGUGAUAGUGAAAACCAGGGGUUUUUGAACCUUGCACAGUUUAAUGCUGCUAUGAGACUCAUUGGCCAUUUACAAACAAAUCCCACGGCACCUGUCUCUCCCGAGCUAUACCAAACUCCAGCACCUAAGCUACCACUUGUAUCGGCCCCCACGGCCAACCUUUCUGCUGUUAGCACCGGGUCUUCGAAUCCUAGCUCAGUUCCGGCGAUAUCUCCGUAUGACGUCGCCAAAUUUUCCCAGCUUUUCGAUCGCUCGACUGAGGGAGCACCAAACUUAGCUGGCGACAAGGCCCGGGAAAUCUUCUUGAAGGCCAAAUUGCCAACUCCUACUUUGGGAUUGAUCUGGAAUCUCUGUGACAGAAAUAACUCAGGCACGCUAGAUAAAUCGGAGUUCAUCAUGGCAAUGCAUCUCAUCCAACUUGCCAUGGUCAAUAACCCAGCCAUCGGAACGCUUUCAGAUAGGCUCCCCAAGUAUCUGUGGGACUCAAUCAAUAUGCCCAUGGGGGCGAAACCGGUCGUGAGUACCAAUUCGACUGGUGCCUCGCUGAACUCACCAGUUUCUCGCCAACCUUCGCUAAACCGAGUUCCUUCCAGCACCUUUUCGAAUGCCGCGUCGGACUGGAACCUGUCUUUUGAAAAGAAACAACAGUUCGACGUCAUUUUCGACUCCCUGGACAAAAAUAAAGCUGGCACUUUGGGAUCCCAGAUUUUGGUACCAUUCUUUCUAUCUUCAAGACUGAGUCAAGAUAUUUUGGCAACCGUAUGGGAUCUCGCUGACAUUCACAACAAUGCCGAGUUUUCUAAGUUGGAAUUUGCAAUCGCGAUGUUUCUGAUCCAGAAGAAAAAAAGUGGUAUUAAUUUACCUGACGUCGUUCCCGAUCAACUAUUGCAAUCACCUGCUCUAGGUUUAGAUGCUUCUCAGACCUACCAGAAUGCAUCGAGCCCAUUACCAUCUGUUCCAUCCAGAGAUACAAAACCUUCUUUUGCAGAUGCAACGCAAUCUACUGAGAGAAGUCAAAGCGCCUUAGGGGACCUACUGACUUUGAAUGAAUCUUUCUCGUCUCCUAGGCCCAUGCCCACUCGUUUGGCAUCUGACGCCACUGCGCAAUCGGUCACAUCUGUUCAAUCCCCAACUCGCUCCGACACAAUGAUGGGUACCAGAAGAUUUCAGCCGUCGUCGACGUUUGGCCAAAGUAUUAUACAGGAAGAACCAGCAACAGGAACGCCAGAUUUGCAAUCUGAUUACAAAGCACAGGGAUCGUACUUCAAUCCACCAGUUAGCAAUCAAAAUCAGGGUCUAGUUUCGCAGCAGCCACAGAUGCAAACGGAUCAGCAACAUGUGUACCAGCAGCAAGCAUUCCACGUCUCUCCGCAGGAAAGCCAGUCUCCUCAGGCUCGUGGUGUCACCCCUGCUCCAUACUCGGGUACUUCUACACACAUGGCACAAUCCCCUGUUUCUCAAGUUCCUCCUACUACACAGCAACCUUCAAUAUCAUCCUCUUUGCCUAGUGUUCCAAAUUUCUUGUCACCACCCCUACAGCAAGGAUCUCGUCAGUUAAGCACAUCUGUUGAACCUGAAACAUCCAUGCAGCUGUCUCAAGCUACCACAGAGCUGGCAAAUCUCUCCAAUCAAGUUGGUUCACUGACCAAUCAGGCUACUUUAGUCAAUGAAAGAAAGGCAAAAGCUCAACAAGAGCUCAGACGUAUGAAUGAUCUAAAGGCUUCAAUUCAAUCAAAGAUGGUCAAUUUACGUGCGUCUUAUGAACAAGAGCUGAAGGAAACGGAACAAGCGGAGUCACAACUGGGCCAGUCCCGUUUGGACACUGAAGAACUACAGAGACAGCUCGCCGUUGCCGAAGCCAAUCACCACGCGGUGCAAGGAUCGCUAUCUGAUCUACAGAAGCAGCUGCAAGAAUCUCAACAAAGUAACGCUCAAUUGAAAGAGAAGAUUGGAAGCUUAAAUUCGCUUGCAUCCUCUUUACAAGUUGAAUUGAACGGAAAGCAGCAAAAUGUCAAACAAGAAAGAUCAAUGGUAGAUGUCAACAGCAAACAAAUGGAAUUGAGCGACCUUACGGUGCAAAACUUGAAGUCAGAAAUUGAGGGACUCGAACAGCACAUUGCAAUCUUUAGACAGAAGCACAAGGAGUUGAAUGACUACAGUUCAACACUAGAAACUCAACACGGCGAGUUGAACUCAAGACAUCAGCAGCUCGAAAGUCGACACGCGGACCUCAGCCGUCGAGACAAAGAGCUGCAAGAGAGAAAUCAGGAAAUUGAGAAUCAGGAACGAGUCUACCAUCAAGAGAUCGCUAAGCUCCAAAGUAUGUUCGAAGACUUGAACGCACAAAGAGAAUCACUUGCCAAGGCAGACGAUGAUCUACAAAGUCAACAACUUCAAUAUGCUCAAAAAGUACAAGAGCUCUCAGAAAGGCAGAUGAAACUAGCUAUGGGAGAAUUACCCGAGGACGCCGAUGAAAUAGUGAAAAACAAGCGUGAUUUCUCGCCCAAACAAGAUCACAUUGCCAGAUACGUUGACGAAAGUGUAACAAACUCGCGACUUGGAGCUCAGGAGGACGAUGAAAACAAACAAGAAUCUGACGUUUUUGACAAAGACAUUCCAACUGCGGGGUCUCAAACUGAAGUUGAUGAAGAGGAUGGGAGAACUCACGACGACAUAAGCGCUGCUCAAGCUCUUGCCGACAGGUUUGACGGCGAUCUGAACGAGUAUGGCAUACCCAGGACGGAGUCUGUCACAUCUUCAGUCUUGAACAACCCCCCACAGUCCGUAUGUGACUAUCCUGAAGGCGAUUUGAACACUGCCACUGCCUCUGGUAGCCACAUUCCACCCGCUUCGGUUGGUGAGGAUAACACGACCACCGAUGACGUGGAGAAUACGAUGCCAGGUGGUUGGGCCGACGCUCAAAGUGAAGGAAUUGAGGACCCCAAAACUGUGAAGGGACCUGCCCCCACUUCUCCUGACCAGGACUCAGAGGUGGAGACCAUCAACAAAACCGCGGAUGAAGUCAAAGAUGACUCUGCAAAAGCUGCCGAGGUGACUAUAGAUGAUGAGUUUCCUCCUAUACAAGAGUUGGACAUUGAAGAAAGUGAUAGCUCAGAUGAGGAAGAGAAUAGUUUUCAAGAUUCUAAAGAUUUCACUGAACCCAAGAGUUUGAGAAUUCCUGACAAGGGUCCAGAACGGGAGGUGCCUGCUAAGGCAUCAGUGAUUGCGGUUGGUAACGUCAAUGCGAUCCCGACAGUUGGCGAGGGAAGUACCAAGAGCGUACCCGCUGAAAAAGAGGUAGGAGAUUUCGAUGACGAAUUUGACGGUUUGGAACAGGCCGCUCCCGAAGAAGAUGACGCUGACGGUGCAGGGGAUUCGAAUGACAACGACUUUCAGGAGGACUUUGAACGCAUUGAGCACAAGGAUCUAGAUGAUGAACUCCAUCAAGGAGGUUUCACUGGGGUAUCAACUCGAGAAACUCAAGCAACGAGUCCAGACGCAGCUUCGGCAGUAGGUGCAGAUGAAUGGGAUGAGAUCUUUGCUGGAUUCGGGAACUCUAAGCAAGGUUCGGUCCCGGUGGUUCAGCCGGAGCCUGUCCCAAUCAAACAGCCUGUUCCUACGAAGUCGAGCGUAGAUCCUGUAAGUGCGCCAAUCAACCGCGGGAUUGCGACGACUCCCAAGUCCUUGGCCGUGGAGGAGCUUGCGAGCAUGGGAUUCUCGACGGAAGAGGCCACCAAAGCGUUGGAACAAUGUAACUGGGAUCUUGGCACCGCUACCAACCAUCUUCUGGACAGUUCCUGA
Molecule: messenger RNA, 3975 nt
Organism: Lachancea meyersii CBS 8951
Lineage: Eukaryota; Fungi; Ascomycota; Saccharomycetes; Saccharomycetales; Saccharomycetaceae
Source: the annotation of a GenBank genome assembly